This is a messenger RNA of Pogoniulus pusillus (Red-fronted tinkerbird), 1905 nucleotides long. RefSeq names its product zinc finger protein OZF-like. The transcript is spliced from 2 exons. Gene Ontology annotation, biological process: regulation of transcription by RNA polymerase II. The record is from RefSeq and is a predicted model, not a curated record. Gene Ontology annotation, molecular function: RNA polymerase II cis-regulatory region sequence-specific DNA binding; DNA-binding transcription factor activity. Lineage: Eukaryota; Metazoa; Chordata; Aves; Piciformes; Lybiidae. Bases 80 to 1582 code for a protein of 500 amino acids.
GGCAGCCGGCCCAAAGGCGGCGCAGAGCAGAGGCCGAGGCCGAGGCAGAGCCCAGCGCAGGCUGGCGGCAGCAGCACCAAUGGCGCCCGCGGGCGCCAGGGGCAGCUCCUGGGCGCCGGGGCGGAGCUGCCGAGCUCCUGCGGCUCCCCUUGGCUGCCGCCGCUCCGCUGCGGGCGGCACUUCCUCUCCGGCCCCAGCUCCGCCGCCGCUGCGCUGGGACGCGCCGCGCGCAAGGGCAGGCUCCGCUGCGGGGCUUCUGCUGCAGCGCUCUCUGCCCGCCCAGGCCGCCGGGAGCCUGCCGGGGCCGGCGCUUGGCAGCUGCCUGCGCGCUGAGCUGCGCCUCGGCCUCCUGCUCUGCGCCGCCUUUGUCUGCUCGGGGCGAGCAAUGACUUCUUCCCCCACCAGCGUAGACUCACAGAACAACCCAGACAAGAGCUGGGAGGAGAAACAGCACCAAGUAAACAAGAUGGAGCAGCUGAAGUGCAGCCCCAAGAAAGAGGAGGAGGAAGAAGACAGCAUGGAGGGUGGUGAUGAGAAUGAUGACUAUGAUGAUGCUGACUGUGAGGAGGAGGAGAACGAUGAGGAUGAAGAUAACCAAAAUGAUGAAGAGAAGGAGGGACACACCAGAGAGAAGCUGUUUCCCUGUUCUGAGUAUGCCAACAGUUUCCUCCAGAAAUCCAACCUCACUCUCCACCAGUGCUCACUCACCAGUGAGAAGCCCUUCACCUGUGCUGAGUGUGGCCAGAGCUUCAGCUACAGGUCUGGCCUUACCACCCACCAGCGGACGCACACAGGUGAGAAGCCCUUCACCUGUGCUGACUGUGGCAAGACCUUCAGUCAGAGCUCCAACCUCACCAAGCACCUCCUCAUUCACACUGGUGAGAAGGUUUCCUGCCCUGACUGUGGCAAGACCUUCAGUUGCAGCUCCACCCUGAACAACCAUCGCCGGAUCCACACCAGAGAGAAGCUCUUCCCCUGUAUAGAGUGCAGUAAGACCUUCACCGUGAGCACUGCACUCCUCCAGCACCGCCUCAUCCACAGUGGUGAGAGGCCGUACAGCUGCACUGACUGUGGCAAGAGUUUCAGCCACAGUUCCACCUUCACUCGCCACCGCCGCACCCACACCAGUGAGAAGCCCUUCAGCUGCACUGAGUGUGGCAAGAGCUUCAGGCAGAAAUCUACUCUCACUCUCCACCAACGUGCCCACACUGGCGAGAAACCAUAUGCCUGUGGUGACUGCAGCAAGAGUUUCGCUCACAAGGCCUCUCUCAUCACACACCGUCAUAUCCACACUGGGGAGAAGCCCUUCACCUGCAGUGACUGCAGGAAGAGUUUCACUCAGAAGUCCUCUCUCACCACACACCGUCGUGUCCACACUGGUGAGAAGCCCUUCACCUGCAGUGACUGCAGCAAGAGUUUUGCUCAGAAGUCCUCUCUCAUCACACACCGUCGUGUCCACACUGGUGAGAUGCCUUACAGCUGUGCUGACUGUGGCAAGAGGUUCAAGAGCGGCUCAAAUCUCACCCGGCACUGCCUCAGCCAUGCUGCUGACCAUCCCAAUCUGGAGGCAGUCACAAGUUAACCCACCCUGGGUCUGUUGGGGCAAUUGGGGCGACCCCAAGAGGGCCUUUCCAGCAGAUGGAACCAGAAUCACCUCUUUUUGAUCUGCAUUUCUCAGGUACUGGAGGCUCCAGCAGCAAACAAUAACCCCUACCCUUCUAAACACCAAUUAGUGGUGAUGAGAAUAAUUACACUGAUGAGUUGGCACAGCUGGUGCUGCCACUGGAGCUGUGCUGAGCUUAUCCAGGAUUUAUCUGGUUGUUCCGCAAUGCUUUGGGCCUCCCUGGGUUUAAAAAAAAGACCUCUCCAUUGCCCAGAUGUGAAUAAUAACCAAAGUUACUCAAA